Messenger RNA from Sceloporus undulatus (fence lizard), 924 nucleotides. RefSeq names its product nicotinamide nucleotide adenylyltransferase 3 (gene NMNAT3). The record is from RefSeq and is a predicted model, not a curated record. NCBI's taxonomy places the organism in Eukaryota, Metazoa, Chordata, Lepidosauria, Squamata, Phrynosomatidae. Gene Ontology annotation, biological process: NAD+ biosynthetic process. Gene Ontology annotation, molecular function: nicotinate-nucleotide adenylyltransferase activity; nicotinamide-nucleotide adenylyltransferase activity. Gene Ontology annotation, cellular component: mitochondrion.
AUGAAUCAUUUGACACUCCUCAACCUUCUUGCCUGUGGCUCCUUUAAUCCCAUAACAAAUAUAUACUUGCGUUUGUUUGAACUAGGAAGAGAUUGCCUUCAUCAAACAGGUCAGUUUCUCUAUUACUUCUUUCCACCUAAUUCCAAAGAAGCUGUUCCUGUGCUAAACCAGUGCUUGGAAUUUGCAGUGGACUGGAUGACGGCAAACAAACUGAAGUUUAAUCCAGACAAGUCAGAGAUGCCUGUUAAUAAUAAUGAUGGAAAGCAAUGAGUAGUCAUAACAAAGCAUCAGAUAGCAAUGGCUUGUCUUGCACUUGGGACAUCAAAUUGGAUCAGAGGAGAUCCUUGGGAGAGUCAACAGAGACAAGGGACUGAGACCUUAAGCUCUUUAUUUUAACAUAGGCACUAUUACAAAGAACUGUUUAAAUCACACCAUAUCAGGAAACUGCCUGGGGAAAACAAUAAGCCCAUAGAAAACACUGGCGGUCCAUCAUUUGAACCAUCAUUCACAGCUGUCCUGGUGCUAAAACAUCUUUGUGCAGCUGAUUUUCUGAAACCAAUUUGAGUCCCUUACCUUGGGAAGGAAGAACACAUUUCAGAAAUAGUGAGCCAGUUUGGGCUCAUGUGUAUUAGCCAUGCUAGCAGUGAUUCUUCUCAGUGUCCAGCAGAUUCAGAGGUUUUGAGUUGGUACCAAAGGAAUAUCCAUGUGGUGAGAUAGUGGAUCCAGAAUGAAACCAGUGUCACCACAAUAAGAUGCGGCUUGCGCAAAGGGCAGAAUGUGAAAUAUCUAGUUCCUGACUUUGUUAUUUCCUGUAUUAAACAACUUAAUUUAUAUACCAAAGAGACUAUAUGGAGAAAUAAAGGGGAUUUGCUGCAACCUCUUACAAAGCAAUACAGUGGUAUGUUCAGUGCUUUUAGUGACUAA